AUGGGCGACGAGACGGGCGAAAACGCCUGCGUUGGGGACAGCGAGUAUGCUCGCCACAGAACGACUCUUUUCAAGAUCUUGCACGACUUGAAGGCUCUUGGCGCGACGACGGAUGCCCUGAAUAUCCCUCGCCUGGCCGUCAUCGGGUGCCAGUCUGCCGGGAAGAGCUCCCUCGUCGAAGCCGUUACCGGAGUGAAGGUCCCGCGCGACGACGGAAUGUGCACGCGAUGCCCGAUGGAGUGUACCAUUCUAUCCGGCCCCACGUGGUCUUGCACCAUCUCGUUGCGCAUCUCCCCGUCCCCGGACGCCCGGUACUCGCCAGUCCUCUCUCGCUCAGACGAUGUGGAGCUCUGGAUUCGGCGGGCUCAGGCUACGCUCCUCUGCCCUCAUCUUCCCCGAGACGCCUUCAAGACAAAGAACGCGGAGGAGAUCAAGGCGAUGACGGAGAAAGUCGAGGGGAAGAACGAAGCGGUCAAGACGGUCGUGAGCGAUUCGGUCGUGAUCAGCAUCGAGGAUCCGGCUGGAGCUGACCUUAUCUUCGUGGACUUACCGGGGCUGGUGGAGAAUGAGGACAGGGAGGUGAUUCGGCUCAUUCGGAAUCUUGUAACUGAGAACAUCAAACAUUCUUCAACUUUCAUCCUCGUCACCGUGCCCGCCGUUGAUAAUAUUGAGAACCAGAGGGCGAUGCGACUCGCGAAGGAGGCCGACCCCGAGGGCAAGCGUACUAUCGGCAUCGUCACCAAACCCGACACCGUCGCCGCCGGGGCGACCGAUACGGCAAAGCUGUGGAGGGAGACUUUCGCGGGAACCAACAAACACAAGCUCGGACUGGGAUAUUACGCCGUGCGGCUGGCCCUCGACGUCGAGCGCAAAGAGGGUAUCUCGCGCGCCGAUCUAUCCCGCCGCGCGACGCGCUUCUUCGCCGCCAACGCCCCGUGGAAAGACAUCGCCGCGAACCGGCUCGGCCUCGACGCGCUGGUGCGUGACGUCAGCGCGCUCCUCAUGAGCGUCCUCAUCCGCGACCUCCCGAAGCUCAUGGCCCAGGUCACGCGCCUCCUCGCGUCGACUCAGCGCGCGCUCGCGUCCGUCCCCGCCCCGCCGCUCUCCGCGAAGGGUGCGACGGCAGAUGCGCUGGACCGCAUCGUCGGCUUCUGCGUCGCGUUGAGCCGCACUGUCCACGGGCGCGCGGACGACCGGACGUUCGUGCACCGCACGCGCGAGGCGUACCUGACGAUGAAGCACGCGAUGCGCGCGAGCGCGCCGGAGUUCUGGCCGUUCGACACUUCGAGGUAUGGCUGUUUCUCUGUUGACGAUGCUUUCGCACUCAUUAUGAAGCAGGGUUUAGAAAUGGUAUCGAGGCGCAAAGUCAUGGGGCUAGUUGACGUGCGCAAGGUCAUCAAAGAAUGCACUGGCUGGGAGCUCCCAGGACACAUCCCAUUCGAUGCCAAAGCGCAGCUCAUCAAGGGCUUCGUCGACCAAUGGGAGGACCCUUCCGCGACGGCCUUCGAGCGCGUCACGCUCACACUCGAGAGUGUCAUUGCCGAACUCAUCGAGGUUACUUUUGGGACGUUCCCGAAGUUCAAGGUCGCCAUCACAGCUCUCGUUGCGGCACAGAUGAAAACCCACGCGAAGGACUGCUCGGACGCGCUCAUGAGCUCCCUCGACCACGAGCAGAUCGCAUUCUUCACUCAGAACGUGCACUAUCUCCGUGUCGGCACCGAACGGUGGCACGAGCACUACCAGUGGCUCCGGUACCACCAAGAGUCCUCCUUCCGCAUCAGCGGGACACUGACGGCCCAUGCUCCAUAUGUUUCUGUUGCGCUCGGAGCUCUCCGCACGCUCGGAUACCCGACCACACUCGUCGAGAGCGACUUCCGGCGGCUGCUCCCCGUGGAUGAGUACAAGGACGAGAUUCUGGUCAUGGCGGAGGUCCGCGCGUUCUUCCACAUCGCGUACAAGCGAAUCAUCGACCACAUCCCGACUCGGAUUCAGCACGACUUUGUGCAGAAGUUCGCGGAUGGGCUCCAGGGCCGGCUCCUCGCUGAGCUCGCGGUCGAUGCGCCCGGAUCGCUCAAGCGGUUCGAGUCGUGGAUGGAGGAAGAUCCGGAGAUCGCAGUGACCAGGAAGCGGUUGACGGAACGUAUGGAGAAGUUGAUGGACAUUCAGACGCAGCUGGAGGAGUACUCGGCGUCGCAGUAG
Epithele typhae is the source of this 2199-nucleotide messenger RNA. Its product is annotated as P-loop containing nucleoside triphosphate hydrolase protein. Gene Ontology annotation, molecular function: GTPase activity; GTP binding; microtubule binding. The record is from RefSeq and is a predicted model, not a curated record. Bases 1 to 2199 code for a protein of 732 amino acids. Lineage: Eukaryota; Fungi; Basidiomycota; Agaricomycetes; Polyporales; Epitheliaceae. The transcript is spliced from 13 exons. Gene Ontology annotation, cellular component: cytoplasm; membrane; microtubule.